This is a messenger RNA of Oppiella nova, 1098 nucleotides long. Lineage: Eukaryota; Metazoa; Arthropoda; Arachnida; Sarcoptiformes; Oppiidae. The record is from the annotation of a GenBank genome assembly.
AUGUUAGGGUUGUUCCGCUCCAAGACGUGGACUUUCUUUCUUCCCCAACGAAUGGCGAACACAAACACUGCGAUCGCUAUUGCGAUGAGAAAACAGCCAAAACNAGAUGACGAUAACAUGAUUGACGGCAUCUUUGUGGUGGUGUUCGUGCACUCGGCGCCGACCAACUUCGACAAGCGGGCGGCCAUUCGCCAGACGUGGGGCAAUGAGGCCAAUGUGCGCGACCAUCGCAUGCGUGUCGUCUUCCUCGUGGGCUCCGUCAACGACACGUCCGUCCAGAAGCGUCUAAUCAAAGAGAGCGAACAAUACUCUGAUUUGGUUCAGGGCAACUUCAUCGAUAGCUAUAGGAACCUCACGUACAAACACAUAAUGGGCCUCAAGUGGGUCGUCUACUUCUGCCAAAACGCCAAAUAUGUGUUUAAAACCGAUGACGACAUCUUCGUCGACAUCUUUCAGCUGAUCUUCUACUUGAAGGGCAACUUCGGUAACACUUAUCCGCCAAAGAAUCUCAUCAAUUGUUAUGUCAUUACCAAUCCUUAUCCCAAACGCAGUCAGAGAAGCAAAUGGAGGGUUACUUUUAAGGAAUAUCCCGCUAAAUACUACCCGCCAUACUGUUCCGGUUGGGGUAUUCUAAUGUCACCGGACGUCGUGUAUAAGUUGUAUACAUCUUCGCGACAGUUCCCGUUCUUUUGGGUCGAUGACGUCCACAUAUCGGGUGUAUUAGCCCGACAUAUAGGCGUCACUCACAUAGACUUCGCGCCAAAACUGGCGGUCGGCGACCAAGAGAUCGAGGAAUGGUUGUCCAACGAUCAUCUCUCUAUACCGCCACUGUUUGGACACCCGGACAGUGAUCUGAAAACAAUUUACUCGCUGUGGAACAAAACCGUCAAAUAUUAUCGGUUUAAAUACAAAUAUAUUCUCUAAUUUUAAAGUUAUAUCUCAUGAGUUGUUUAAACCAAAAGUCAUUUUUGUUUAAAUUUUUCAACUUAAAACGAGAAACACUGAGCACUGCAUUCCGUUUUGGACACAAUCCAUGAUCUAUAUAAACAAUUGCUUCCAACAAAUAAUACUAAAGUUUUUUAAUUGAGCGACAAUUUU